This is a messenger RNA of Alosa sapidissima (American shad), 1556 nucleotides long. Its product is annotated as E3 ubiquitin-protein ligase TRIM39-like. The transcript is spliced from 6 exons. The record is from RefSeq and is a predicted model, not a curated record. Bases 93 to 1496 code for a protein of 467 amino acids. Gene Ontology annotation, biological process: protein ubiquitination. Lineage: Eukaryota; Metazoa; Chordata; Actinopteri; Clupeiformes; Clupeidae. Gene Ontology annotation, molecular function: zinc ion binding; ubiquitin-protein transferase activity; protein binding.
AUUAUUAGCCUAAUUUAGGCACAUGUUGAGGGUGAAAGGUAAAAAGUUUACCAAGAGAGAGAGAGAGAGACGUAAGAUUUUCACCAGACAAAAUGGGUACAAAAUACGAAGAGGAUUUCUGCUGCAUCGUGUGCAAUGACAUCUUUAAGGACCCUGUGCUCCUGACAUGCAGCCACGCUGUGUGUGAACACUGCCUAAAGGACUUCUGGGAGGACAUCGGGGCGCAUAAGUGUCCAGUCUGCAGGAGGAGGUCAUCGAAGGAUCAGCUUCUACCAAACCUGGUCUUGAAGAACCUGUGUGAGACGUUCUGGCAGGAGAGAAGUCAGAAACCUCAAGCAGGGUGCUGGGCGCUCUGUAAAGAGCACAGCGAGCAGCUCAAGUUCUACUGUGUGGAGCAUGACUUCCCCGUGUGUGUCGUGUGCCAGUUCGACAGUAAACACACGUGCCACACCAUCAAACCACGAAACAAGUUUGAACCGUUUGACCUUAAGGAGGAACUGAAGUUGUGUCUAGGGCGACUAAAGACCAAACUGGAAGACCUUGAAGAAGCACAACUCGCUGGAGAUGAAACCACACACUGCAUUACGGCUCGGGCCAUACACAUCGAGAAGCUGAUCACGGAGGAGUUUGAGCACCUCCACCGGUUCCUGCGGGACGAGGAGAAGGUCCGGCUGGCCAUCGUGAGGCAGGAGAAGGAGGAGAAGCUGCAGAUGUUAUGGGAGAUGAGCAGCCGCAUAAGGAGGAAGAUGACCUGUCUAAACGACACUAUCAAAGCCAUACAAAGGAAAUUGGAAGCAGAUGGGGUCACAAACCUGAAGGAUUACCAGAAAAACGUUGAAAUAACCGAUUGCAAACUGCAGGAGCCAGAAAAAGUUUCAGAAAUUCUGCUCAAUGAGACGAAACACCUGGACAAACUGAAGUGCGAAGUCAUAAAGCAGUUGAGAGAGACUGAUGAGAAGCCUGCUUUGACUCUAGACCACAACACUGCACACCCAGAUCUGGUCCUGUCUGAGGAUCUGACCACUGUGACAUUCGUUGAAAAUAACCCACAGAGGUAUGACUUGUACCACAGUGUGCUGGGCUCUGUGGGCUUUGACAUGGGCACUCACUGCUGGGAUGUGGAGGUUGGGGACUAUCCACGCUGGAUUCUGGGCGUGAUGGCGGAGUCUGCUAAGAGGAAGGGAGACUUCACCCCCAUGAGUGGACGCUGGUUUAUGUGGCGUAACGAUGACGAGUACGCUGCGCGCUCUACGCCGACCCCCUCCACUUUCCUUAAGGUGGAGCAGAAGCCGCAGAGAGUCCGAGUGCAGCUGGACUGGAACGGAGGAGAAUUGUCAUUCUUUGAUGCGGAUACUUUUGGACACAUACACACUCUCAAAGACACUUUCAAGGAGAAAGUGUACCCAUACUUUAACACAGUCUUUACUUUGAAGGUCCUGCAAGUAGAUUCAGGGUGGAUGACAGCAGAAGACACGGGGUGGACCCCAAUACCGUAAUUUCCUGCCUAUAGACCGCAACAGUCCCGUCCACUGCCGAUUCUGGAGUAUAAGCCAUCG